This is a messenger RNA of Zymoseptoria tritici IPO323, 1413 nucleotides long. RefSeq lists its product as uncharacterized. Lineage: Eukaryota; Fungi; Ascomycota; Dothideomycetes; Mycosphaerellales; Mycosphaerellaceae. Gene Ontology annotation, biological process: regulation of transcription by RNA polymerase II. Bases 1 to 1413 code for a protein of 470 amino acids. Gene Ontology annotation, molecular function: transcription coregulator activity. Gene Ontology annotation, cellular component: mediator complex. The transcript has 4 exons. The record is from RefSeq and is a predicted model, not a curated record.
AUGUCCACCAGUGACGGAGAGCGAUCGCCAAAGCGUCAGAGACUAGAAUCAUAUUCACCAGCAAGUCCACAACCGACCGUCGACACGAGACACUUCGUGCCGCCGCAGACUCCACCUCCGAGUGUGCGAAUGUCUCCGUCAUGGACGGCGCACACACUACCCGCACAGCCGACCGGGAGUGGCACAUCGACUACGUUUCCGACACCGCCGAGCACGGCUGGAUAUCUUGGGCACAUGGCAGGACGAGGCGCAGGUAGUGAGGGAGGUGGAGAUAGUGGGCAUCAGACGCCUGCGGGUGAAGAUGAAGGCUAUGCGAGGCGGGAUCAUGACGGUGAUGCAGAGAUGACGGAUCGGCCAGAGAGUGGAAAUGACGGCGUGUCGAGUGUGGAUGCUGAGCACAGAAGGACUGAUCAUGAAAGAGAAGGGGCAGGUGGAGAUAUAACAGCGCCAGUUCCAGGCGCGGGCGUGCUCUAUAAACUCUCCACGGCCCCUAUAGCAAUUUCGCGGCCGCAUCCGAGCCAAGAUCUCAUCCAGCUGUACGACUUGAAGCGCAUACAAGCCGCAGUGGCCCGCAGGGAUCCAGUCACGGGCGAGAAGAUCAAUGUGUUGCGAAAGUCCUACGCGAACAAGGUUAAGAAGCUCGGACUCGAAGGACUGAAUAAGGCCCAGAGCAAUUUGCAUGAACUCGAAGGACUACUCGAUCCGAUGUGGAACAAUGAUGCCGGUAAUGGCGCAACCCUGUGGGAGAAUCACUGCGAGCCUAUGCGGAUGGACAAAGCGGAUGUGCAAGAAGACCUGCUUAACAAGCUGGAUGACGCACUACGGAUGAAGCCAGGUCGCCUGCCGGCCAAAGAGCACGAGCAAUGGAAAAGCAUGUUGGGCUUGGACGAGGCAAUCGCACCUGCCGUCGCGACGAAAGGUGGGAACACACCGAAUGCGGCGAAGUUGUCAGGGACGAGUGCUUUCGCAAAGACGUCUCCUGGUGCGGGUGCGCGGAACUCCGCUCCGGCCUCUCCUAGGAGCCUAUCGAGACCGGAUCGAAGCAACAAGCGGCGCCGAUACGACGACACCAGCUACGAGGGCUAUCAGCAGGGUUUCGAAGACGACGGCUAUAGCACAGGCGGCGUCGACGAUACUGGUCGGCGUGGCAGCGGGGCCAAGCGUCAGAAGCGAAAGCCGCUUCAGAUUUGCGAUCAGCAGACCAUCGGCAAGUUCUCCCGCCUCCAAACCGUCCCACGACUCCAAACCGUUUCAUCGUUGCCCAUGUCAGCUUUUACGUGUGGCGCGGUUACUGACAUGUCCCAGCAGGACUUUGCUUCGAGCGCUAAUUCGCCUGCUUUUACGAACGGUUCCGGCAGCAAUGGCAUGGUCGGACGAGCAGUGUCGUUCACAAUGCUUGUCUACGGCGCAUAG